AUGCCAGCUGCGCUGUCGGACCAGUACCCACUGACGAUUGACGCCAAAUUUGUCAAGGAGCAGACGAAGGAUCAUAACGUCCAUGGCCUUAGGCACGCACUCUCAGCAUCCGUCGAGAAGUCCUCAGCUGCCGAAGAGCCUGGAAGUAUUUUUGAGGGCGGCAUCUUGACAAGCGCCAACCAGAAAAAGUGGUACCAUGCGGCACUCCCCAUCAAUUGGACCCAAAAGAUCUCGAGCGAACACCACUUUGGAAAUUAUGUUAUCUCGAAUCGCGAGACUGGGACAAAGAUUUGGGAGGAUAUGCCCAUUUAUGCACGCAUUGGCAUGCAUAUCCUGUUUGCAUGCAUGUUUGAUCACGAAUUGCUUGAAACCCACAGGAUCCACCACCUGUUCUUGGUCGAGUCCGUCAAUCAGGGCAAGCAUUUUGAUGCGCCCGAGUCCGUUGCCCAGAUCGGCCAUUUUAUCAAGACCUACAAACUGGAUCUGUCCGAAUUGCUCCAACCAGAUCCCAUGAAAUACAGCUCCUUUAACGAGUUCUUUUACCGUAAACUAAGGCUAGAUGCUCGACCGAUUAAGGAGCCAGAGAAUCCGAAUGUCAUCGUGUCCAGCACAGACUGUCGUCUCUGCGUCUUUGACUCAAUCCAGGCUGCAACUCAAAUCUGGAUCAAGGGCAAAUCCUUCUCAGUUCAGCAGCUUCUCAGGGACGAUGCCCUGGCUGCCGAAUUCGAAGGCGGCUCGAUUGCAUUGUUCCGCUUGGCACCACAGGACUACCACCGGUUUCAUUCCCCAGUCACUGGCACGGUUGCGAAGGAACCUGUCAAGAUUGACGGCACAUAUUUCACAGUAAACCCAAUGGCGGUCAACGAGAAGUUGGAUGUCUUUACGGAGAACGUACGCAGGAUAACAGUGAUUGAUCUAGAACAGCAGAUUCAGGGCGAAGAAGUCAGAAACGACAACUUUGACAAGUGUGUCUUUGUCUCGAUUGGGGCCUUGCUCGUCGGAUCUAUCCAGUUGACGGGUGCCAAGGAACCGGGCACAAGGGUGCAGAAGGGCGAUGAACUGGGGUAUUUUGCGUAUGGCGGUUCGACCUGCAUCCUGCUGUUCAAGGCUGGAGCUGUGGGAUUCGACAAGGACUUGUUGGAGAAUUCUCAGAAGGGGCUCGAGACGCUUGUGCGCAUGGGCGAGCACAUCGGAGUACGUCUGUAG
Molecule: messenger RNA, 1206 nt
Organism: Gamsiella multidivaricata
Lineage: Eukaryota; Fungi; Mortierellomycota; Mortierellomycetes; Mortierellales; Mortierellaceae
Product: phosphatidylserine decarboxylase-domain-containing protein
Exons: 6
Coding region: 1-1206 (401 amino acids)
Biological process (GO): phospholipid biosynthetic process
Molecular function (GO): phosphatidylserine decarboxylase activity
Source: RefSeq, a predicted model, not a curated record